CUUCCUCGUUGAUAAUGAUAUGAGAGCUUUCAAAAUUUAUCUUCCAAUUUUUAUUCAGAUUUGUGAUCAAUAUGGAUCAAUCUAAUUCUACUGAAUUAAAGAGUGGUUAUUUAUUUAGUAUUCAGAAAGGGAUUCUGGGUACUAAAGCAAUUAAAAAAUGGUGUAGUUUACAUGUAUUUACAACUGGAAUACCUAGCUACCUGCAGUUACACGACUCCAAAGAAAAGUUAUCUAGUCCAAAAACAAUAGACUUGGAUAAAAUAGUUAGUGUAGAAAAACUGAAAACUGAGCAAGGUUUUGAAGUAUGCAUGAAAAAAGAAAAACAUAUCUUCCGGUGUGAAGACUCAAACGAGGAAGAUCUAUGGAUACAAGCGUUAAGCAAAAUACUAAGAUUAAAAACAUCUGAAAAAGUAGGAGAUCGAACUUCAGUGAUUAGUCGGAAUGACGACUCUAUUAUCCUCGAUGAUAAUAUGUUGUAUGAAUCUUUAGAUGCUCCACCAAUGUUUCGUGUGACGAUUGAUAUGAACGAAACAGCAGAAACAUGCCAACUUCAAAAAGAUAAGAUCUAUUUCCUGGCUGUUAAUAAAUAUAAUAUAGCAUUACUUGACUAUCCAUCAAAAACAAUUUUAUAUCAAUGGCCAUACCAAUACAUCAGGCGAUUUGGAAGACAUGCAGGACUUUUUCUUAUAUUUUCUGGAAGAAGAUGUCCAUCUGGAGCUGGAGAAUUCAAUAUAAUUACUGAUGAAGGCGAUGCCAUUUUUGAAUAUAUACGAAAAUUUACACAGACACAACGUAGUCAAGGAAUGGAUGAAAAUCAAGACUACCAAACGGACGCAGCGGCCUUCAAGAAAACUCAACCCAAAUCAGCUAUGACAGUAUCUUCUAGUGAACCUCCCAGUUUACCACCGCAAAUAAAGCAACCAGUUAAAACAGAGAUGCCUUCAGAAGCCACAACGGGAACAAAGUCUCAAGAUAGGGUGAAAAAAGCCUUGAUAUUGUCAUCUAGCAAUUCAUCAUCAGCUGUGAAUGAAGAUUUUAAACAUGAACUUGGUGAAAAAUUGAUCAAACAAUCCCCUAGUGUAGAUGAAACCAAGCCAGUUUAUAAAGGAUCAAUUGAGAACAAUUUUGUUGGUGAGGCCCAUUGUACUGAUUUUCAGGCCACCGCCACAAAUCCACAAGGUAAAAAAACUACAAAAGUGAUUAAGAAAGAUAAGGAACGUGAAAAGAGAGAGGAAAAAGAGAAAAAAGAACGUGAAAAACAAGAAGAGAAAAGGUUAAAGGAAGAGAAAAAGAAGGAUAAGGACAAGAAGAAAGGAAAAGAUAAGGCAGCACCACCUCCAGUUAAGUCAAAACCUGACACCCAUGAUCCAUCACCAGUAUAUGAAGAAAUGGAUGAAUUAGCUGUUUCCAGACACCCACAACCUACACGUGCCAAAGCUACUCCAAAUCUUUAUGAGGAUAUUGAUGAUGGUGGGGUACGAGCCUCUGGGGCCUAUGCAGAAGCAUCCAACAGAAAAGUCCAGAUUCCAGCUAACGAAGGAAAUGGAAAUUUUUACAGUAAUCCUGAGGAUGUAGCAGGGGAUAAAUCACAGGAAAUAGUAACCUACGCAGAACCAGAAGGAAAACGCUCUGAUGCUUGGCGACAAUAUGGUGGAAAAGAAGAUGAUGAUGGUCAUGUUGAAGAUUAUGUUAAUAUCAAAAUGACUGCAACUGAGUUUGCAAAUUACAAUGAUAAACAAUACCCUGUUCAAGAUGAUUAUGAAGAUGAGACAUAUGAUACUUUCAGUAAUAAAACAACUUCAGUAGAGACAGAAAAUAUUUAUGGCAUGAGUUCAGGUAAAGUACUUCAUGCUCAUUCAGCUUCUGGGGGAUACGAAGAGGCACCAAUUAAGGUUUCAGUAAAAUCUUUGUCUGAUUUUAAAAAGCCUGUUCUAGUUUUAGAAGGCACUGAAUAUCUAACAGAAAGCACAGAUAACUGAAAUUGAUAUUUGAAAUAUUAAAGUUGGUUGCCAUUAAACACAAGUAUGAUUAUAAUGAUGCCUCAUAAUAUCCUUUUCGGCAAACCAAAAGGUGAAAUUUUCCCGACUAAAGGGCAAUUAGACUUUCAGUCCAUACAUAUACACAAGUAGUCUGGUCAAAAAGCAGACUGGACAAGCUUUUUUUAAAAAUUGAUCAACCCUAAUGUAAUUUAUAGGCCUACUAUUAUAACCAAUACUGUCUAGCCUGAUUAUUUUUCAUUUAAUCACUUUUUGGCCCUUAACUUUUAUUGUUACUUUGAAUGAGGAAAAUGAGACUUUACAAGACAAAUAUAGAAAAAUAAGUUUAUCUUGUUAAAAAAAAAAGUGUACUAAUUAGUUCUACUGAGAUAUUUGGGACUAGCUGCUACUGAUCUUUUUAAAAACAGGCGAGGGGUGGAUGGCCGAAUGGAUAGCCGAAUGGUUAGCAUGUGCACGCUGUAUCAUAAGGUCUGUCAUUGAGUCAACUGGCGUGGAUCCGAUUCCCCGGUUGUACGUGACAAGAAGUAGGGUCGCCUGUCCAAUCUCAUAGGUUUUCUCCGGGUCCUCCAGUUUCCUCCCACUGCUAAAGACCCCUACCGCAAGCAAAUUAUUGAAAUAAAAUUGAACCAUAUGUUAGUCCCAAAAUGACCUAAUUUGUGUCGAGUGGUCGUUAAACCUCCAUUUCUAUUUGUCUGUCUGUUUAAAAACAACUAUCCGUAAUUAAUAUUUCGGCAGAUUCAAGUUCAUUCUAACUUGAAUAUCCCUGAUGUAAAUAUAGUUAUGCAAAAUUAUCAAUGUUGGACUGGGUUUCUCCUUGAAGUCUGUUCUUGAUCCUAUUUGAACUGCUUAUUAAUACUGAGUGCUUACAAGGAGUAAAAAUUUGAGUAAAACCUGUUUGAAAUGUGAUUUAAAUAAUAAAAAAAGGUAAUCUCGACUUCUAACGAUAUUUAUGCAAUUUUAACUCAAAUACUUAUAUUUAAUGGCAACAAGAAAAUGGUGCUUUGUUUUCAGUUUUCUGAAAAAUUAUAUUUAUAAAUAAAGACUAAUGUUUGUUUGAUGUUCUGCAUGCAAAUUAAACAAAGUAUUUUAAAUAUUACUAUACAAAAUAACUCAUGCAGCUCGAGUUAUGAACCGGUAUGUAGGCCUUUUGGGCCAAUACAAUCAUGUAUGUAUUAUGUAUUAUAGUAUUAUAUAGGAUGCUUUUAAUGUGGUGAUUUUGGUUUAAGAAGAAUAUCAUGAUUGUUAUUAAAAAAUAAUCAAAGAUUUUGGGGAUAAAAAGUGCAAGUCCCAUUUCAGGUUUGAGUAAAACAGUAGGCAUGUUAAUAAUGGUCAAAAUAGUGUUGAUGGUAGAUUAAUGAAAUGAAAUGAAAUGGGGUUUAACGUCCUACUGUUCUGCUCCUAAACUGGGCUAAUGAAGACGGGCAUACGCCAUACAGUGUGCUAUGAUGAGGGAAAUUUUGCCCGGGCAGCGGUAGAUUAAUGUAUAAUAUGUCAUCCUUUGAAUGCGGUGAAAUCAUUGAGUCAAGUGGCAUGGUUUCAAUUCCCAUUGAGUCAAGUGGCAUGGUUUCAAUUCCCGUUUGAACGUUCCACAGAUCUUGUGUAGUUUCCGUGACCCCAUAAAUGUUACCCUUCCACAAAGACGUGCCAAAUGCCCAAAUAUGGCAUUGAUUGUUAAUAAAUUUCUAUGAGAGUUUGCCGAAAACGGCUUUAUAAUGGACCAAAAAUACAUAUAUUAUAUAUUAUAAGGUCCAUUGCUUUAUCAACUAUUUAUUUGUUUAUAUAAAAAAUGAAUUUAAAAAUAAUCAUUAACUAUGAGCAUUUAAUGGAGUCCCCCCCCCCCCUUUUUUUUUUUAGAAACAUUGUUUAAAGCCAUAUGACUUCAUAUUCAAAAUAAUUAUGUUUCUAUAUAAAAGACAUUGUGCUUUGUUUUAAUAUGUUUUAUAUGCUUAACUAUUUUGUGGAGGUAUAAUUGUGAUAAGGUAAAACUAGGGGUUGCCAUGCAAGAGAUGGACAGAAAAAGCUAAAAAUGUGUGAAUAUAGAAAGGAAGCAAGAUCUUUGGGUUAUAAACAUACAGUUCAAAUUUCAUCAAAAUAGGAUAAAAAUUGUGACAUCUAGAGUGUCCACAAGCUAAAAACAUGAUUUUUAGUAUAAUUAGGGGCCAUAAUCCAUGAAGAUACGGCCCUAUACAUGCCAAAAUCGAAAGGAACUGAGAUCUUUCGGAUAUAAACCUAUAUUUCAAUUUUCGUCAAAAUCGGAAAAAAUUGUGAGAGUGUCCACAAGCAAAAUGUGGAAGGAUGGACAGGGGCGACGACAAUAUUUGUCUCAUGAAAAUGUGGGCGUAUAAAAAUACACCAAAAUAUCUUCCUUCAAAUAUAUUAAGUCUUCCUUGCACUAAUCUAAAUUACAUUUAUGGCAGGUCCAUUUAUGUAUUGUUACAUAAAAGAGUUGAUAUAAAAUAUAUGAUUCACUAUAUAAUCUAAAGCUUGACAAUAUCAGUUUUGUUUUUAUUGGAGAGGAUGUAUUUGUUCACGAUAUAUAGUAGUUAAAUGUUGAAGCAAAUAUCUUUGUCGUAAAAUGUUUCUAUAGUACUUUCAAACAACUGACAACUGUUAUCGCAUUUGUCCAUACUUCCUGCUGAAUAACAUGAAGUGAGUUUGUUGAAUUAAUAUAUGUAAGGUUUCCCUUGCAUCAGUGAUCACUCUUGUUCACUCAUACACCCCCCCCCCCCCACACACACACACUGCCCCCUUACAUCCUUACAUACACCCGUUGUCUACAGCUCAGGUUAAUUGGUUUCCCAUUAUAGUUAAUACUUUGAUCUUUAUAAAUAAUAGGAUUUCCCUCUUUUAUUUAAGCCUGUAAGAGUUUCUGCUGUUUUGGUUUAGUUGUAAAUGGCCCCUUAAUCAAAGGUGUUAAGUUUUAAUUGUAUUGCUAAUUUUUGUUGCAUAUUCAUAUUCUGUAUAUAUUUGUCUACUAUUCACAUAUCUGCUUCAUUUGCUUGAUAAAGACAAGAGUAUUCUCGUCGAAAUGUCGCUUAGUAUUAAACUCAGAAAUUGUCUAUCCAUGAAAUUGUACCUGGUGUUAAUAUGUUCAAUUACUAAAUGCCAAUCAAAGAAGACAAGGUGAAUACAUGUAAGAGAAGAUUACCAUAGUGGAUGUAAUAUCUGCUUGGGUACUUAAAGAUGCAUUAUGUAAGAUUUAGAUAAACAGCUGGCCAUUCUUGCGAUAAUAGUUCAAAAAUAGAUAAUGAAAAAUGAAUAUAUUAAAAAUUUCAUUCAAAUUACUUUAUUCUGAGUGAAGUUAUCACUGUUUGAAGUUUUGACAAGAUGUGGCUUAAAUUAUGUAAUAUUUUUAUCGUAACAACUUUACUUGUUAUUCAAGACUUAGCCUUGAUUCUCCAUUUUUAUACGCCCACAUUUUCAUGUGGAUGUAUUAUGCCGUCGCCCCCGUCCGUCCACAAUUUGUUUGUGGACACUCUACAGGUCACAAUUCUUAUCCGAUUUUGACGAAACUUGAAAUAUAGGUUUAUCUCCAAAAGAUCUCGGCUGCAUGUAUCGGAUCUUGGCAUGUAUCGGAUCGAAACUUCAUGGAUUAUGGCCCCUGUUUGUACGAAAAAUCACGUUUUUAGCUUGUGGACCCUAUAGAGGUCACAAUUUUUAUCCGAUUUUGUUGAAACUUGAAAUGUAGGUAUAUAGCCUAAAGAUCUCGGCCCAAAAUUGACAGACAAAAUGGCCGCCGUUCGUUCUCAAAUAGCGUAAAGAUAUGGUAUAUUAAGGUUGUGGACCCUAUAGACGUCACAAUUUUUAUCCGAUUUUGUUGAAACUUGAAAUGUAAGUUUAUAACCCCAAGAUCUCUGUUUCUUUCGAUAUAGCGCAUAUCGAACCAUUACUUCCUGAAUUAUGGCCCCUGAUUGUACGAAAAAUCGCAUUUUUAGCUUGUGGACCCUAUAGAGGUCAUAAUUUUUAUCCGAUUUAAAAAAACGUAUUAUUAUAUCACCGUUACACCCUAAGGACGACUGAAUUCGAAUUUCAUGAAAAUCUGCCAAAAUUGACAGACAAAAUGGCCGCCCUUCAUUCUCAAAUAGCGUAAAAAUAUGGUAUAUAGAGGUCACAAUUUUUAUCUGAUUUUGUUGAAACUUGAAAUGUAAGUUUAUAACCCAAAGAUCUGGGUUCCUUUCGAUAUUCGAGCAUAUCGGAAUGUAACUUCCUGAAUUAUGGCCCCUGUUUGUACGAAAAAUUGCGUUUUUAGCUUGUGGACCCUAUAGAGGUCAUAAUUUUUAUCCGAUUUAAAAAAUCAUAUUAUUAUGUCAUCGUUACACCCUAAGGACGGCUGAGUUCGAAUUUCGUGAAAAUGGGCCCAAAACUGACAGACAAAGUGGCCGCCGUUCGUUCUCAAAUAGCGUAAAAAUAUGGUAUAUCAAGGUUGUGGACCCUAUAGAGGUCACAAUUUUAAUCCGAUUUUGUUGAAACUUGAAAUGUAAGUUUAUAACCUAAAGAUCUCGGUUCCUAUCGGUAACUUCCUGAAUUAUGGCCCCUGAUUGUACGAAAAAUCACAUUUUUAGCUUGUGGACCCUAUAGAGGUCAUAAUUUUUAUCCGAUUUAAAAAAAACAUUUUAUUAUAUCACCGUUACACCCUAAGGACAGCUGCGUUCGAAUUUCGUGAAAAUCGGCCCAAAAUUGACAGACAAAAUGGCCGCCGUUCAUUUUCAAAUAGCCAAAAAAUAUGGUAUAUCAAGGUUGUGGACCCUAUAGAGGUCAAAAUUUUUAUCCGAUUUUGUUGAAACUUGAAAUGUAAGUUUAUAACCCAAAGAUCUUGGUUCCUUUCGAUAUUUGCGCAUAUCAAAUUGUAAUUUCCUGAAUUAUGGCCCUUGAUUGUAGGAAAAAUCGCAAUUUUAGCUUGUGGCCCCUAUAGAGGUCAUAAUUUUUAUCCGAUUUAGAACAAAUUUAGGACAGCUGCGUUCGAAUUUCUUGAAAAUCGUCCCAAAACUGACAGACAAAAUGGCCGCCCCUUGUUCUCAAAUAGCAAAAAAAUAUGGUAUAUCAAGGUUGUGGACCCUAUAGAGGUAGGAAAAAUUGUAGGAAAAAUCACUUUCUUUUUAGCUUGUUCUCUAUCCAUCUCUCGAAAAUGUGGGCGUAUCCUGUCUGGCAGCCGCUGGUUAAAUUAAACCAUUAAAUGGUCUAGCGAGUAUAGGCUUGUCAUGUGAAUAAAUGUCUAUAUAUAACAUUUGAAGCCAAAAUAAGCUCUGCAAUAGGCCGAUUUAGCUCUUACAUUAUGCAUCUUUACAAUGACAAUUAUUGGAGUCAGGAAUUUUAAUAAUUCAGAAUAUUAAUAAUUAUAUAAGUUAUUUUCUAUCUAAUCCUUGAUAGGUUUAGAAUUUUACUAUUAAAGAUACAUUGUCCCAAAAGUAACUAUUGGGUGGUUAUUACCAAUAAAAGUAUGGCAAAUUUGGUAUAUAUGGAAAGUAUUGUCACUCAAUCCUACUAGAAAAAUACUGGAUUACCCGAAAAACACCCAUGGGCCAAGCACUGGGCAAAAAUGUCACGGUAUCAAACUGGCAACUCGACUAUUGUCUGCCAGCUUAUUGUGUGCUAGCUUGACUGAGGGAGUGGUUGUUAUUUCUUGAUCAAAUGGUUUGGGCGGUUUUGGGAACAUUGAGAGGCAUCAAGGUACAAAAGACUCUGCAAUUAAACAGCAGAAAAGGGAGUUGACAGAAAAUAAUUAAGAAUUUACUUAGGUCUCAAUAUGUUACUAUGUAUGAUAAAUGGACAGUAAGUAACGAAAAAUACAUUCUGAUAAAUGGCCCCUCCCUUUGUGAAUUGAGCUGACAGGCAUGGCGUCUAACAACAGUUUAUUUAUAGCUUGCGGUGUCUCCCGACGAAUACAAAGUUUUGAGAGGGAUUUGAUGCAAACUUUUGAAUUAGUUUGAAAAUGUUUAGGUCCAAAUAUAUCAUUAAAUCAACAGUUUGUACUAUAAGAAUAUUAUUAACUUAAACAAUACAAUGAUAACUUGCCAGGACAAGUCAUCAGCUUUGUCUUCCAUAGUGCAUCACAUUGAGCUUUACGACACAUGUGUUAGUUCCUGCUGGCAUGUCCCUUUAUAAAUAGAGCUUGGUUGCUCGUGGGUAUAUGUUUUGUUAGAACAUAUUUUCUGUGAACAACAAUUUAAAUUAUUCAGAACCUACAUGUAUAUUCUUUAAUGGAGGGUCAAGAUUUAAUUCACAAAUCUGCUAUAAAAGUGGACAUAUCUUGCAUGGCAACCACUUGUUAUUUAUUUGUGUUGAUAUAUUAUGUUUCAAUUACUAAAUGCCAUUCAUAGAAUGUAUAUUAGAGAGGUUUUGCUACUUUACAUUUACACUUACAUUUAGAUGGUUAAAGAUCAUCAGUUUUUGUGAUGUAUGACGUGAAGCGCACAUCAUAAAAGUGUGUCCGUCGGAUAGCAGCCUCCAUAACUGUAAGUUAACAACACUUAGCUAAACCUUGUUUAAUUUCUAUUAUCCAAUCCAUAAUUUUUUUCUGAAUCGUUGUUUUCACAAACUAAAUAAGAAGAGGCUGAGACAAAACGUACAUCUAAUGCCUAUCGAGAUCGUGGAUCAAGUUUGUGCACCACCUACUAAGUGUAACUGUAAGUGUGAAUUUAGCGAAACAUCAUAAUGUACAGUUUCAACUUACACUUAUGUAAAUGUAAAUGUAAGUGUAACUGUUAAGUUGUGAAACCUCUCAAAUUUAUAAGCUAUCAUGUUGAUUAUCUGCUAUAUCAUUAUCAGUGGUUUCCAAACAAUAUGCCACACAGUGAUGUAAUUAUACUUCCCAACCUUCUCAAAAACCAUCAAGCGCAUGUUACUCAUUCAUAACUUUGUUCUAGAGUAUUCAAAGUACGUACAUUUUUUUUUAUAUUUUUUAUUAUCUAUAUUUCAUUUUAAUGAAGAUUUUUCAAAAUUUAUGUACAACAUGCGGCAAAAUAGUUUGUACUUCUUCUGAAAUGUGCCAAGAGUAAAUCAAGUUUGGGAAUAGCUGAUAAAUAAAGAAAUAGAUGAGUUAUAUUUCUGCUUUGAUUUUAAUGCAGAUUUGUUUUAAUCCAAUUGUUCUAUGUUAAAAACUCAUUCCAUUUUUUUUUUAUGAUUGUUGAAUUUUUAUAGUAAAUUCUAUAUUAUUUUUGUUGUAUGUUAAAAAUAUUUUUAAAUGAAUUAUACCAUAUAUAUUUGAUAUUAUUUUGAAAUUAUUACAUAUAUAAAAUAUUUUUUGAAAUGAAUAGAUGAUCACAAUUGUAAAUUAUAUGCCUACAACUUACGUGUAUAUAAAUAUAUAAUGUCUA
Patella vulgata (common limpet) is the source of this 9310-nucleotide messenger RNA. Its product is annotated as docking protein 1. Gene Ontology annotation, cellular component: cytoplasm. Gene Ontology annotation, biological process: positive regulation of MAPK cascade; cell surface receptor protein tyrosine kinase signaling pathway. The transcript has 3 exons. NCBI's taxonomy places the organism in Eukaryota, Metazoa, Mollusca, Gastropoda, Patellidae. The record is from RefSeq and is a predicted model, not a curated record. Bases 72 to 1979 code for a protein of 635 amino acids.